GACAGAAAGGAGCAGCGACGGCUGCAUCAGCAUCAGCAUUAGCAGCAUCAGAGCAGCGGCAGCAGCAGCAGCAAAGGCUGAAGCAUCUGUCUGUCCUCUGUCACUGCCAGUGGAAAGCUGAUGGAAGCAACAGUGUCAUAAAGAGAUGGGCUAGUUAUCCCCCAGCUGCCGAGAUCGGGAGACAUUUGGGGCUGCUUCUCAUCUGUCGUUCCAAUUAGAAACCAAAGUGCAACAGACGAGAUGCAUUUUCCAAAAUAAGACAACCACGUUUUACAACCAUGAAAUGGGGCCCCUUGCCUUUCGAUGCCUCCCUUCCCGUAGCUGAGGCUCUUUGGGGAAAACUGUGUGUUGGAAGCGUUUCCCUCUAGUGCCCGGGGCUCUGUAAGGAAGCGGCUGCGUAAACGCAGAAGAUAAAUGAAUGGAAUCAAGCCCACUGCUACGCUUUCUGUUGGAGAAUUCCGCCAGCAGCCGCCAACCGAGUUGCCUUUCCAGGCAGCUGAGUCACAAACAAGAUUUGCCGGAGGUGAGUUCCUCAUAUCCUUGUUAAGGUUCUGGAGGCACGCCUUCUUUUCAUACAAACCUUUCAGACAGAAGCAGCUUCAGCAGACUUCAAGGGGGUGGGUGGUGCCACUGUAGAACUGUAACUGCCAGUCUUGCCGGACAGGGUCUGGGAGAGAAAGCCAAACGACAUCUCGGGAUUCAAAAAGCGGGUGCCUAUUCCCCCCCCCACCUACCCCAUGACUGUCGCCUGCUAAAGACCCGAUUCUGCUUUUACUGCUGUGAUCGAAACCCGGGAAGCUGCACAGCUGGGACACUCGGUGAAGGGAAAGGGAGCCGGCUGUGAAACCCGACACCCAUCUCUCUGCAAGCAAAGGAAACUUCGCACGCUGGUCCACCAAGAUCAGCAUUAUGACUGAUGGUGACUAUGAUUAUCUAAUCAAACUCCUGGCCCUUGGAGAUUCAGGGGUGGGGAAGACUACAUUCCUUUAUAGAUACACUGACAAUAAAUUCAAUCCCAAAUUCAUCACUACAGUAGGAAUAGACUUUCGGGAAAAACGUGUGGUAUAUAAUGGUCGAGGACCAAAUGGAUCUCCAGGAAAAGCUUUUAAGGUACAUCUUCAGCUUUGGGAUACGGCUGGACAGGAAAGAUUUCGAAGUCUUACCACAGCGUUUUUCAGAGAUGCUAUGGGCUUCUUAUUAAUGUUUGAUCUCACCAGUCAACAGAGCUUCUUAAAUGUCAGAAAUUGGAUGAGUCAACUGCAAGCUAAUGCAUAUUGUGAAAAUCCAGAUAUAGUAUUAAUUGGCAACAAGGCAGAUCUUUCAGACCAGAGGGAGGUCAAUGAACGGCAAGCCCGAGACCUUGCAGACAAAUAUGGCAUUCCCUAUUUUGAAACAAGUGCAGCAACAGGGCAGAACGUCGAGAAACCUGUGGACACACUUCUGGACUUAAUAAUGAAGCGCAUGGAGCAGUGCGUGGAGAAGUCACAAGUCCCCGAUGCGGCCAAUGGAGGAAAUUCGGGGAAGCUUGAUGGGGAGAAACCAGCCGAAAAAAAGUGUGCUUGCUAGACUUCACCUUUUUAAACUGAGAAUCAAGAACCUCACCCAAACAGUUGAUCAGAAAAUGGUUGACAAGCCACGUAAUUGAUGAGUGAGCCUUGCACAGAUACAUUUUCUUUUCUUUUCUUCCAGAGAAUGAAUUUUAAACAACACCGUGAUCAUCAGUAUUCAGUGGGACUGGACUAUGAGCUAUAAGGCCUGACAGUUCUGAGUUUGAGCUUUCUCAACACAAUCUCUCCAUCAGGGACAGUCGACUCUGUUGGUGGUUGUUUUGUUGUGUUUUUUUUUUAAUUUUACAAAAGCAUUGAAAUCCUCCAGUUAGUAAAUGAAAAGUGUGAGGGAGCCUAAAAUCAGAAAGAAAUGAAAUCACUAGUUGCAUAUGGGUGGGGGGAGAGGGGACUGAUAAAUUGAUUACUGAGGAAGAACAUGAAGAAAGGGCACUUCUUAGAUUGUUUUCACUUAUAUGGAGACUAAUGAUUCAUACUUUUUGUGUUUGCAUUGGUAAUAAUGUAUUAGCUGAAGAAAAUCUGCAAGUGACGAAUUCUCUGGAGUUCAUUAAAAAUGACCUUAUUUUAGGCACACGGUAUGUACCUUGCCCUACUAAAUUACUGAUAAGGUGAAUGGGAGGAUAAAUAUCUAACUUUCGAUUAAAAUCAGGGAAUUGUGUGAUAAUGUCAUUUCUGUGCUCCUGGCAAAUGGCAGGUAGAAGAUAACAAGAUUAGAUAGGAUGACAUAUAGGCAAAAUAACCAAUCCAAGAAAGGGCAUGGAAGGUUGACAUUAGCUAGUACUGAAAGGAGAUGUAUAAGGUGUAGCUUUCUGGGAGAGCAAUUUAACCAGACUUCAUGCGUGUCCAAGUUGAAGCUGAUGUUACCACUGGGGGUGACAUUGAGAAUUCCAGGGGCUUCCAUUUCCAGUGAAAGGUCGUGAGGCAGCAUAGUGUUCACUCAGCAACACUUUUCCUUUUUCCACUAAAUGUCACUCAGACACAUGGAGUUUCUCCUUCAUGGAAUGUUAUAAUUCAGUUUCAUUCUCAAAGAAGCCAUCUUGGAGACUGUUGGGCUUUUCAUCUCUUCUUUGUAGAAUGAACCUCAGUGAAAUAUUUUGUUUUCUUUUCUUCAAAAGUAAAAAGUGAUAAUUGUAGAGAAUUAGGAAAGUCACAGACAUCCUGAAUCACACUUUUCUCCCACUUAGUUCUUUUUGUCAAAAAUGCCAUUCCAACUCAACUAAUCUAGAACUACUGAAAAACUGUAGUUUUUUGCUUGGAUUCCCUCUGAAUUUGCAGAUCUUCAGGGAGGCUAUGAAGAUCAUAUCACGAUAUGGUUCAAUACUUAAUUUUAACCCAUGCUUUUAUUUUUACCUAUUUCAAGGAAAAUGCAAAGUAUGGAGACACAUUUGGGGAGGGGAGAAUGGAAUUUAUUUAAGUAAGUUCAUCCCAACUGUGUAUUUCACAGGGACUGGUUUAUCAUUAUGGCUAAACUAUUCUCAGAUUUGAUCCACAGCAAUGAUAUUAUAAGGUCUUGAUAAAUAAACAUAUAAAAACUUUCCCAUGGAACUUCAUUCUUUACACAAUAGUAUAGUCACUCUUAACUAUGAAUUAGGUGCCUGAUGAAUAUAUUACUUUAUUUAAUAGAGAUAAAGAUCCUUAACUUUUUUUCCCCUUUCCUUCAGAGUAGAUACUUUUUUGAAAACCAUUUUUAAAACCAUUUUGAAAACCAUAGCUGAUAUCUAUGACCAUAGAAGUGGGAGAAAUGUUAAUGAUUAUCUCCUUCAUUCGUUCAGAUAAAAACAUCAUUUUCCCUAUCCAACUAUAACAGUGUCUUCUCUGGCCGUUCCCAUUUCCUUCUACCUUUUAUGCCUGAAAUCUCCAGUUUUUAUACUUUUUACCCCUGCAUUACUCUGAUAGAGAAUCAUUAGCUUUUAUAGGGUCCAAAAAGGCUGUGUGUUCAAUUAGAUGACUUUAUGUCUAUUUUUAUUCGUAGUCCCUAUAUGGCCUCUUAAGUUUUGGGGGUCUUCAUGCCAAAGAACUAUUCUCUGAUAAUUGGGGAAUGAAAUAAAGGAUCAACAUGCCAACAAAGCUAUUGGACCCAAACUUGAGGUGGGAAGGUCAUGGGGCAGAUGGCUGUAGUGUGGACAGUCUUUGGAAAGGGCCAAACUAUGAUGAUUAAUUUAAACUAUAGCUUCACCUUCUGUUUGUAACAUCCUCUUUGGCACACACACACACACACACACACACACACACACACACACACACACAGAGUCUGGGUGCACUUCUGAUUGCCAGUUCUGAACCUCCAAGAUAAAGUCCAGAGCUCCUUCUUCACAUUAUUUUGGUGCCAGUAGAAGAUAGACUUUUUUUUUUUCCUAGAGAGACAUUAUUUUGAAGAAUUUAGACAGCUCUACUUUAAGGAAAAAUAAACCCUGUGUUUGGGGGAAAAUAAACCAACAUGAAAUUCCUCCCCCUUUAAAAUCCUAGCCAGCCAGUGUUUCUUAGUCAUCAAGGCACUGUUUUUUUUGUUUUUUGUUUUUUUUGUUUGUUUUUUUUUUCCCUCAAUGCCUCUGGUUAGAUUAUACUGUAUUGUUGGAAUUGUCCAAAAUGUAUGUGAAGUUCUUUUUCCAGUGUAGAUAUCAUCUCUGCGGGGAAAUCUGCGCUGGUUUGAUGUUUACAUUGCUCUUACCUGGUGCCUCAGGUAUUUCUGUGACCAAAAUUGGCUUUAGCCACAUGGCAUAUUUGUGGUAAUAUCUUAUUGCUUAGCAGCCUCUCUUGGAGUUUCUUACAGGGCUACAGAACUCUUAACAAUAACUCCAACUAAAGUCCACCUGUCAUAAAUCCAGCUCGCUGAAAUUGCCAAUCUUCAUUCCUUUGCUAAUGUUCCCAUUAGUCAAAUGUGCUUACCAUAAUUAAAGUUCAGGUUUAUCCUUCAAAUGGCAGGCCCUUUGGUGAACAUAGGUUGAGCAGAAUUGGAUUACAAAUUCACUUUUUUUCCAGUUUGGGGAUGGUAAGCCUUUGUGGAUUACCAGUCAGAACUCCAGAAAGCUUUCCUUACCAUGCAGGGCUCUGGAUAGCCAGCUUCCAAAUAAAGCUAUUCAGAGGACUUUGCAGACAGCAACCUAAAUUAGCCUGCUUUCAUGUCAUGCUAAGGUGUUGGCUAUCUCCUACUGCCAAAAUAAAUAAACAAACAAAAAUAAAGACCAGUAUUUUCAAAAAUGGUUGAGCAAGGACAUUAACUCUGAAUACAUUUAUCACAACCUGACCAGAAGGGCUGUGUUAGUUGAAUUUCUGUGUUUUAGUGGCUAUGAUUUUGUCACCCAACUAAGUACAUUGUCUUGUAUUGCCAGAGUAUCCAUUUGGAAUGCUUUGGGUGAGGUUUGGGAUAACCACUCCAUAAGGAAAAUUCUUAUUUUUGAUCUUUGCAAGGAGGAAGAAAAACCAGCUGUGGAGAAAAACUUGAUUUUUUUUUUCUGUGAAUCAAGGAGUAUUUUUAAAUUCUGAAUAAAGUUGAUUGGAAAACUUAGCCAAAAGUCUCUCUGCACUUAAAAUUUUGAAUUUCAAGGGACCCAAUUUACCUGGUCAGACCUUGAAAUAUGUUGUCAUUUAAAAAAAAAAGUUAAGUUCCACAAAGAAACCCCAGGAAAUUCAUGGAAUAAAAUUAUGUAAUGAGUGCUUCAUUUAACCACUGAUCAAGGGGCAUAGGCUUUGCUCCCCAGCAUGCUGUGUGAUCAUGAAGGCCAGCUAACUUCUCUUUGUCUCUGGUUCCUUAAGGAGGCAGGACUCCCUCUUGAUCCUUAUGUAUCUCACACAGAAGGUAUGAGAUCUAAGAUAUAUCACAUCCACAAAGCAUUUUGGAGAGAUGUGGUAUAAAACACAAGAUACAAAUGCAGUAAGCAUUUCAGAUUCCUGGUCUAGGGAGAAACUUUGUCCCCCUGACCCAGGAAGAUUUGAGUGUUGGAUUUAUCCAUCAAGAUAAUGAUUUUUCACUUCCAACUACCAGUGCCCUUUAGACUAUUAAUGGAGUCAAUUUUUUUUUGAGGCAAAUAUUUUUUAAAAAUCUAGAUUGCAUGUCUUUUAGUAAAGUUUUUUCCAUUUCCAAGGAAAUCUAUAAUAUCUAAAGAUAUCAUUUCGGAAUACAUCAAGGAUUUUAUUUCCUUCUUGGGUUUUUUAAAAGGGUGAUUUGAGCAUAUUUGAGGGCAGGGAGAAGUGAAGAAUGCUGAGGUGUGGUUUGAACACUGGGCACUGAGUGAAGGGCAUUGUUUGCUAAGCUUCAUGAUGAAGCCAUGAAAACAAUGAUCUGGUAUGAUAGCCAGAAGAGAGAUGUUAGCUGAGUAGCCUUUUAUUAAUCUUACUGCCUUAGUAUUCUUUUUGGAUACCAAAAGACAACAAAAUUUGGGAUUAUAUUUGUGUAGCCAGAGAUGAGUAAAGAAACAUGUUGUUAAAGUACAUGUGUUUAGGGGAUAAAAAGAGCUAUGUUUAAAGGAUUAAUUCUAUGUAGAAUAAAAGACAUUGGCAGGGAGCUUUUUUAUAUGAGAUAUAUAUAGGAAAUAUUUAUCAAUCACAUUUUCCCCCCAGAAAAUCAUUUAAUCGUGGGGGUGGGGAGGGUUGGAUGUACAAACAAAAGAGGUAUUUCUCUACUGGGUUUGCAGUUUGUUGUAUUUGGAGAGUAUUUCCUUUAUUCUACGUGAAUGAUGGUUUUCUUUUCAAUAAUGUUGUUGAUGGACUUGAGGAAUAGCAUCCCAAAGACCUUUUUUCAGUGACGUUCAUGUUCAAAGUUAGGGGUAUUUUUCCACUUUUCCAUUUGAAGAAAAGGUCAAAAAACUCAAUUUUGUAGCUGUGAGACUGAAUAACAGGAUGAAUCUAACAAUGACAUUUUUAGAGGAAAUUUCCAAACAAGUAACACUUUGGUAGGAUCUUUUAAAUUUUGCUUCUCAGGCAGAAUAGUUCAGUAAAGAGAGGAUUGGACAAGUUGGAGACCUUCCCUGCUGGUCUUUUAGCAAAUCACAUCUCUGUAGGCCUGUUUCCUUAAAUGCAAAAUGAUUAGAUGACCUCUAAGGCCCAAUCUAGUUCUAGUUGUCUCUGAUUUCCUUUACUCAGCUGAAAGAUAUUGGCAAUGACCCACCACCCCCAUGUAUUCUAAUGUCCCAAGAAUAGAUUGAACAUGAACUGAGGUUUCCAUUCUUAAUGAUUGAUUUAUUUUAGUUUACAGAGUAGCUAUUGUUCUUAUUAAUUGAUGUUAGCUAAGGCAAAAAGCUGUUUAUCUGGGUGGCAAAACAAUGUGUUUAAGCUUCCUCUUCAGUUAUGCUAUUUUUAAAAGGCUGUUUUGCAUGCUAAGAACAAUCCAGGUGACCUCUGCUAUCAUGUACACAUACCUGUGACUUCACAGGUGUAGGAAACUGCCAGGGUAGAAAUUCCCUCCACCAAUGUAGAUUAUCAAUUGUUUUGCAAUUUAGAGUUGCCUAGGGCAUUUGGACUUUAAGAUGCCCAGUGUUAACUGGGUCACAUAGCCAGUAUGUGUCAGAAGUGGGACUUGGACUCAAGUCUUCCAGAAUCUGAGGUGGCAAAGGAUAACAGCCAUGAGUUCAACCAUGAACGUGGGAAAAGUGGCCAGAUAAGGAAAAUAAAAUCACUUGAAUGGAAACAGUACUCGAAUAGAGGCUGUGAACCUUGGACCUCUUCAUUCGAUCUGUGCAUACUUCUUUUCAAGUACAGCAAAAUAAGAGAUGAGCUCUCCUUCAUCUUUUAUUUCCUCAUGUACUUCCUUUGAGGCUGCCAAUUACAUUACCUUAAAAAUGUGUGCCAAUGUGGUGAAACUCCUCAUUGUAUAAUAGGGCUUUUUUUGUGAACAUAUCCAUGUAAGAGAUGCUGGUUGUAUCUGAAAUUAUUUAUGGAAACUAAUUUGUCCUACUCUAGUCAUGUUUUUAAAGAUAACCAUUGUUUUGACUGUAAUAGUCAAGUAUUUUGCUGUUUCCCAAAUUUGCCCUUAGAUAAUGUUUUCCCUAAUGUUGAGUUAUCUUGUGCAGUUUUCUGGUUUUACGUCAGUCUUCAUAGGUCCGAAGAUGUUUUGUAUUAGUACUAUGAAUGUCAUUUAAACCUUUUAACAUGGUAUUUUCUCUCUAUAUGCCCCUCAGUAGACUGUGGUGCCUGACACUGUUAUGUUAUCAUUUUGUUGUACCAAAGUUCCUAUGGCUUAAAAAAAUUGUCCAAUGAAUCAUUGGUGUCUGGGUUUGAAUAAUAUGGUCAAGGAAUGUAUCCUGUGAUUGUUUCUGCACUUUUCAAAUAAAAAUGCAUUUUUACCAGU
Phascolarctos cinereus (koala) is the source of this 7848-nucleotide messenger RNA. The record is from RefSeq and is a predicted model, not a curated record. Lineage: Eukaryota; Metazoa; Chordata; Mammalia; Diprotodontia; Phascolarctidae.